CUUUUUUUUUCUUUUUUUUUUUUUUUUCUCUAUUUACUCUAAAAGGAAGGAGAAAUGACACCACUAAAAGAUUACUAGUGUGUUGUGUAUUAUCAAUUUUGAGUAUAUAUCUAUAGAUGAGGCUUUAUAUGGAGAGACAGAAACAUUAAGAAGAGAGAAAAAGGAUAGGUUAUAUGCAUUUUUACAUGUAUUUAUAUGAGAGCAAGAAAUAUAUAUCCUUGAGUUUAUAAAAAUCCAAUUUGAGAGAUGGGUUGGAAAUACAAGGGAGGUUUGAUUUUUAUCUUCACUGUUGUGAUUCUUUGGGUUAGUUCUGCAGAGGUUACUCAGGGUGUUUACAGAAACUAUAAUCACCCAUUUGCAGUGACAUAUCUGGGGACUUCUCUUUUAGUUGUUUAUCUUCCUAUUGCGUUCAUUAAAGACUGGCUGCUACAAAUUAUAAGAAAUCGCUCUGGUGCAAGAAGUAGUAGCAAGAAUGCAAGAAUUACUACUGAUGAUAAGUCAAUAGCAGAAAUUGAUCGUCCUGUCAAACAAAAUCGGGCUUCUGCUAAUUUUGACAUUGAAUUUAAUGGAUCUUUGGUUAAUAGAGACUCUGCUAUUGAUGUUUCUCUAAAGGAGGAUGGAAAUCAAGUAGUUUCCCAAUGCAACAACAAUGUUGAGAGCUUGAAAGCUAAUAGUAAGCUUACUGCAAGAGAAACUUCUGUUGUUGGAUUCUGCAUUGCUCCUUUGUGGUUUCUAACAGAGUAUCUAACAAAUGCUGCACUAGCAAGAACAAGUGUUGCAAGCACAACACUAUUGUCAUCAACUUCAGGCCUUUUCACUCUCUUGAUUGGAGCAUUUCUUGGUGAAGAGUCCAUUACUUUAGUCAAAGUAAUUUCUGUACUUGUUAGUAUGGCUGGUGUUGCUAUGACAAUAUUAGGCAAAACAUGGGCUGCAAAUGGAUCACAAUCAAUCACCUCUAAAGAUCAUAAGCAUUCUCUUGUUGGAGAUCUUUAUGCUGCUCUAUCAGCUUUGACUUAUGGACUAUUUACAGUGUUGCUAAAAAAGUUUGCUGGUGAAGGAGAAAGGGUAGAUUUGCAGAAAUUGUUUGGUUAUAUAGGAUUAUUCACAUUUGCUGCACUCUGGUGGCUUGUUUGGCCUCUUACAGCCAUGGGUAUAGAACCAAAAUUCAAACUUCCACAUUCAGCUAAGAUGGAAGAAAUUAUCCUUCUUAACAGUUUUGUUGGGAGUUUCCUAUGUGAUUAUUUCUGGGGAUUAGGUGUUGUUUGGACCAGCCCAUUGGUGGCUGCACUUGGCGUUUCUCUUACCAUACCACUAGCUAUGUUAGAGGACAUGGUGCUCCAUGGUCAACAAUAUUCAGGAAUUUAUAUUAUCGGCUCAGCUCAGGUGUUCCUGGGAUUUGUAGUAGCUAACCUGGCAGAUUGGAUUUCCCAAAAGGCUAAAAUUUUAAUAAAUAGUAUCACCACCAUAAAAAUCAUAUCUCCAUCUCCUUGCUGAUUUACCCUUCCUAAUGUCCUCAUUUGUUACUUCAGCUUUCACUAUUUGUUGUUAGCUUGUAGCUAUAUUUUGACGGACAGAGUUCAAGUAAAGAAAUUAGUAUUGUUUGUUGGAUAUAGUAUAAAGUAUAUUGGCAUGUUUUUUGUCAAUGGAACCUCAUAUACUGCUGCAACAAGAUUUUCAUCAUUUUGGCAUCAAUCAAUAUUUCAUAUAGAGAUGUAUCAAA
This is a messenger RNA of Jatropha curcas, 1720 nucleotides long. RefSeq names its product putative transporter C405.03c. Gene Ontology annotation, cellular component: membrane. The record is from RefSeq and is a predicted model, not a curated record. NCBI's taxonomy places the organism in Eukaryota, Viridiplantae, Streptophyta, Magnoliopsida, Malpighiales, Euphorbiaceae.